AGGUAUAACAAAGACAACACUGGAAGCACUUAGCGCGUGUCUAACUUCCACCUACUUAUCGAUAGCUAUCCUUUUCUCGUGUCUUCACCCUUACGUGACUUAUUUCGUUUAGCCGCAUAGGAAUUAUUUCAUCAAAAUACUGAGAUCUUAGAAAGUCCUAGGUUCAUCUUAUUAUUUCAUCAAAGGCUGACCGAGGUGGAGAGACAGCAGAGUUCAAAAUAAGUUGUGAAGAAGAGAUACCGAAAUAAACAACAAAGGAAAACUCAGCGCCAUUAGGUCUAGAGAUAAAGUCUGAUUAUAGUAGUAAGUACUCUCCUUUACGAAAUAGAUACAGCUAACGUUUUACGCGGUCCUCAUUAUGUUGCUAGUCCUGAAAAUAUACGAGAAGUGCUCCGCCCUCGUCGCCAAGACGUCUUCGAUACUCUUGAUCCUUACUGAAGUUGUGUCGGCAGCAAUUUUCACAAGCCGUGGCGCCGCAUCUUCACCUGCGCCUAGAAAGGUCGAACGUACAACUAAUUUAUGAAGAAGGCUUCUUGUAGUUGUUGUUCAGUCACUCUUCUUGACCCACAUCUUCUACUGCAAUUAUGACCUUGGAGCCACGUGAAUACUAAGAAGGAGAAACUUCCCAGAAUCUUCCCAGAAUCUUCCUGCUUGAGCCUUUCAAAAGCUGGCGAAAAAUGGCUUCGGAAUCUUUCCAGAAACUUACCCCAAUCACGACUCGGAAACUUUCUGGAAACUUCCCAGAAUCUUCUCAGAAUCUUCCCAGAAUCUGCCCAGAAUCUUCCCAGAAGUCACGAAAGUGGCGAAGUUCUUGCUCACGUUACUCUUCUUGACCCACAUCUACUUCAAGUUCAAGUGCGACGAUUAUAGAACCCUCAGUAGUUUCUCUUCACUGUUUGGCUCGUCCACGUUAGUACUCGCGUUACUUCCUUUUGUUGGGCCUUCUCGUUCUCCCCAUAGAUAUAUAUUUAUAAGUUGCUCUUUUCAGGGCGGCUUAUAGACACUACACUAUCCCUAUGGGCGGCUUAUACACAUUACCCCUAUGAUGUUGAUUCUCUUUCUCUUUCUAAGAACUACAACUAGUCCACCUGAGACGAGUCAUGGGUCUCCGGACGGACAAGAUACGGCGUUUCUUUCUAGAUCAGCUCGAGAUGGUAAGCGCCCUUUCCUUGACCAACGGGAGCAUCUCUUAUGGCCAACUAGUAAGUUCUUAGGGGUAGGCGUAGGUACUAUUUGAGAUAAUUAUUAUGAUGUUAAACUAACAGCUCUGAGUAAGUAGGUACAACAACAACUCCAUAGCGAGGAUCGAUUGAUUGAUGUGCCCACUCUUGGGGUGUAGCGUCUCUAAUUACAUGCAAGUCUAGCUGUGAUUCCUUUUUUCCUUUGUUGCGAGUCCAAUUUCGCCACUCCCAGGAGCAAGAUGGUCUAACUCUGAACAUGCUUCCUACUCUUAGUACAGAAGCCUUAGCAGUCGCUGUAUGAAUAUGAUAGAGUAAGUUGUACCACUUCUAGUACUUACCAGACGAGAAAGUCUAUUCAUCGCGAUCGCUCUAAAGUUGGACUCAAUUAUUCGUUCCACAAGGCUGCAGAUGGAGGACCACUUGCGCGCGCUUCGUUCGACAUUGAAGAAGUACACCACGGCGCUUGGUGAUGUUAAGGCAACAUGAUUGAAAAAAAGACCUAUAUUAAUAACUAUAAGGUGCACGACAAGCAGCUGCACAUCAUAAUCAAGAAUUAGCAGUAGAAGCAAUAUCAACUACUACUAUUAGGAAGUUUUAUCUCCAAAGUGGACCUAGUAGACUCACACCUAACCUAACCUAAUGAACUUGCAUAGAUAUGAUUAGUAGAUUUGAACGCGAGACAAGUAGUGGUGUCUGCUCUAAUCUUCAUGCGGAGGAUCGCAACAAAGAGGUGGGGGACAUGGAUGGCGAAGAACAAGGGAACGUUUCAGCCUUUGCUGGCCCUGAAGGAAAGGGUUCCGUAGCUGGCGAUGGAGAAAACGGUUCUGUUGCCGGCGAAGGAGACGUGGUUCCUGUUGGCGACGAUGGCCAAGGAGAGGAUGGUUCCGGUGGAAAAGACGGGGACCAGGAUGCUCUAAUGUCAAUGUCUGGCGACGAAGAGGAGCCUUGUCAGGAAGGGCAAGGCCGUGUCCUCACUUGUAGUUCUCAGGAGCAGCCUUGUCAGGAAGAACAGAGUGGUUCUCACAGUUGUUCUCAGCAAGAUCAAGCUUUUUUCCGCGCCUCCCAGCUGCACGACGAAGAAAUGGAAUCUUUGAGGGAGCAGCUGCGGGUGGUCAUGAACGAGCACAACAAAAAAGUGGAAUCGUUGAAGGCGCAGCUACGGCGGGUCGAGACACGGCGACGGAAGCUCGAAGCCGACAACCGACGUUACCAUCUUUUGACGGUAAAGAUGGCGGAACUAAUUCAUUUUGACAACCAGCCUGUGCACUAUGUUGAGCAAUUAUAUUUUUACCGUGUAGUCUCGCUACAUUUCUUGAAAUUCUAGGCUCUACAUGCUUACAGGAGUGAGCCAUAGACUUAGGAACACAAACACCUAAUCAGACUUGUGGAUUAGUAGGCAUUCUCAAUUCCUAGGCUCUAGCUUUACACGAGCAGAGUUUUCUACUUAUUUCUAUUUACUGGAGAGUACGAUGAAGUAAAGUUUCUUGCAACGUCUACAUGAUUUUACUUCUUACUACAUGUAAUGUUCUAUUUCUAAUCAAACGUGCUUGACUCAUUGAGACAGGUAGUGAAAUUUGGAUGGGAUUCCAUGCAUUGGCGCCGCGGCUACACAGUGCUUCACUUUGCUUCUGAAUUUAUGCUCUGAUAAAUUCGGUUGUAGUAAAUGCAAGACUCUCUACGUCGAACAAAGUUGAAUUCUGAAAUCUUCACGACUACUAGUACUUCAUCUACUAUUACAGAGGUAAUAUCAACAGUUGAACUACUACUAGAACAAGAACUCCAGAUUCUUGAUCAAGAUAGGGUAUAGCGAUAGCUUACUCUACUUCGAUACCCCUCUAGCUCCUCGAGUAGUACCUCUCAGGAGCAGCCUAGCAUGAGGGCCCUCCACAUAUAAUAAUAAUGAUCUCUGUGGUCUUUCUAGUAUGAUCUGCUCGCUUCCCUCUGCUCUCACUGACGCCCUAUCACUGAUGCUAUGCUCUCGAGCCUCUCAGAUGAUAUGCGUCUAGGUACAUCCCCUCUUCUAAUAUGUGCCUAGAUGACAGCCGCCUAGUGGAGCUGUUUGCACUUUUAGCCACCGACAUGAGUGCGCGUGAUGCUUCAGGAAGACGAGCUUUGGAUUACGCGCGCAGAGAGAGGAAGACAUACAAUUAAGGGUUGGAAGUUGGCCUAAUCUCUAUGAACAACAUCUCUAUGGCUCCCUCUUCAACUUAAGAAAGCCAUACUAGAUCAUAUGCGAGCUAGAGAGGUCAGCUUUCAGCCCCUAAGGUAGCGUGGGAGUUUUGGAGAAGGUCAGGAAACAGAAUUAAGGCGAGGCUCCAGACUUAGAUAGAAGGUGUUCCUUUGUUUGAUCUUCGCACUGUACUGAGAUACACUUACACUUGCGAAGAAGCUUCAAGAAGUCUUGCCCAGCUUCAAAAAGGAGGAAAUGUUUUGGCCUCUCUAUCGUAUAGAAACGGGAGAACAUCAGACAGAGGCAUACUUAGCUUUAGCUAACGGAAUCCUAAGGUGGUAGCGCCAAAACAAGGCAGCUACAUCCACCUUUAAGAGAAAUUUUUGGAAGAGAGGAUGCAAAGGUUUCUGUUGCAGAACCUGAACCAGAAUAAUAUCGACAACACACUGGCACUGCAAAUGCAAAUUCCAGACAACCUAACGCCGAUCUUGCUUAAGCAGGCUUCCCCGAAUCCAUCUCUAUACAUUUAGGGGCCCCUCAAGCUUAUGCCUCCCAAUACAAGGGAGAUGCUGACGCAUAUUCUUGAGGGAUCUCCACAGGGAUGAAUUGGGAAGAGGUCUAAAAUACAUGACAGCAUCGAAGGGAUCUUACUGCUGGGGUGGAAAGCUGUGAGUUAAGGCUUGCCUUAAUCCUAUCCAUGAUCCUUUGAAGCAUCGCGCAGCUGUCUUCCCAUUAAGAGGAAAAGAACAGCUCCAAGAAGAUGAGUCCCCCAGGUGGUUGGAUUUGGGUGCGGCCUCCUAAGAAAAAUGGCCAAAUGAGUUCACGAUUCUACACUUGGCUUGUCAGAGUGGCGCACUACCAGCGGUGAGGUUUUUGCUGGAGAGGGUACAACAGACUGCUUAGACUUUUACUUAAAACAUGCUCAGCAAGAACAUGAAAGUCAAUGCUUACAUGCUUUGCACUCUUUGGAUAAAAAUGUUACUUACAACCUUUACACUUGCAUGGCCCCAAACCCAAAUGUGUUUUUACCUUUGUGUAGUUUUGUCUUUAUCAUCACUGUAGGUUCCCGGCGUUGCUCAAUGCUAUGCUGAGGUGGACAAUCACAAUCAAAGACCGAUUGACUACUCUAUAGUCGAGGGUCAUACAGAAGUGGUGGAGUACCUUUUGGCGUUUGAUCCAGAGAGUAUGGGUGCUGGACAAGAAGGAGGCGCAGCCGGUCAAGAAGGAGGCGCAGCCGGUCAAGAAGGAGACGCAGCCGGUCAAGAAGGAGACGCAGCCGGUCAAGAAGGAGACGCAGCCGGUCAAGAAGGAGACGCAGCCGGUCAAGAAGGAGGCGCAGCCGGUCAAGAAGGAGGCGCAGCCGGUCAAGAAGGAGACGCAGCCGGUCAAGAAGGAGACGCAGCCGGUCAAGAGGGAGACGCAGCCGGACAAGAGGGAGGCGCAGCCGGGCAAGAGGGAGGCGCAGCCGGGCAAGGAGACACAGAUCGGAAUCAGAAUGAGUCUCGUUCUCUAG
Messenger RNA from Amoebophrya sp. A25, 4864 nucleotides. Lineage: Eukaryota; Dinophyceae; Syndiniales; Amoebophryaceae. The record is from the annotation of a GenBank genome assembly.